Bombina bombina (fire-bellied toad) is the source of this 521-nucleotide messenger RNA. RefSeq lists its product as uncharacterized. The record is from RefSeq and is a predicted model, not a curated record. The transcript has 2 exons. Lineage: Eukaryota; Metazoa; Chordata; Amphibia; Anura; Bombinatoridae. Bases 3 to 521 code for a protein of 172 amino acids.
CAAUGCCUGCAGCCAAAGGAGGAGGACAACAGAAACACGAUCAAUGCAAGGAUCCUUGCCAACAACAAGGUCAUGGCAGUCAAGGACAAGGGGGUCAUGGACAUGGAGGCCAGGAUCAUGGAGGUCAAGGGCAUUGUGAUCAAGGUCACGGAGGUCAAGACCAUGGAGGCCAAGGGCAUGGAGGUCAAGGUCAUGGAGGUCAAGGGCAUUGUGAUCAGUCUCAGGGCGGACAAGGUCAUGGAGGUCAUGGAGGUCAAGGGCAUUGUGAUCAAGGUCACGGAGGUCAAAGUCAUGGAGAACAAGGUCAUGGGGGCAAAGGGCAUGGAGAUCAAAGUCAUGGAGGCCAAGGGCAUGGUGGACAAGGACAUGGAAGUCAAGGUCAUGGAGGUCAAAGUCAUGGAGGCCAAGGGCAUGGAGGUCAAGGAGGUCAAAGUCAUGGAGGCCAAAGUCAUGGAGGCCAAGGGCAUGGAGGUCAAGGUCUUGGAGGCCAAGGGCAUGGUGGACAAGGAGGUCACUGUUAA